Molecule: messenger RNA, 2349 nt
Organism: Aspergillus calidoustus
Lineage: Eukaryota; Fungi; Ascomycota; Eurotiomycetes; Eurotiales; Aspergillaceae
Source: the annotation of a GenBank genome assembly
AUGCCUGUCCAGAAACAGGCUGCUCUCGGCGGUUCAAACGACGAGAACACCUCAGUAGACAUCGGCUCAACCGAUAAUAUGGGAGCAGAUCAACCACGCAAGAUCCACCAAUGCCAUGUGUGCCAGAAAGACUUUGUGCGCCUGGACCUUCUCCAGCGGCACAUUCGCCGACAUGACCGUGGCAUGAGCUACCGGAAUUCCGGUGGGUACACAACAAGUGGCAGGCCAGUCGGCAGCAACCGACAUGGCACAUGCAUUAGUCCUCUCGUACCAGCUGCGGGGGUGGAGCUGCGUGGGCAAUCGGAAACUCCUGGAGACACCGUUGACACCCCUACUCCGCGAGAUGAUCAGCUCGAGACGCCACAGCCACUUGCUGCCACGGUUGGGCAGACCAGCAUAGAUGCCUUGCAGUCCAUGAUUAGCGAGUCCAGGCCGAACGAGACAUCAGGUGUGGGAUAUCUCACCUUCUUCGACGGGUCGAACGAUGCCACCAGCCUGACCCAGGAUCUGGACUGGCUGUUUGGCGUUGGCGUUGAUUGCUGGGAUGAUGCGUCUGCAAGCCUUGAUAGGUUCAACAACAUCCUGAAUCCAACUACCGAGCAACUGCCGGUAUGGUCGCCUCUGUCUGGGACUUCUUCCCAGGGCUCCGUCUCCGUUGCUGUCGAAAAUGUUACCCACCUCGUACCGCGACAGAAGGUGCUCGCAGCCCUAGUGACGCUGCCCGCCGAUCUUCUGUCCUCAUCCUUCUUCGACGCGGCCAACCUGGAAUGGUUCAUGCAAAGCUACUGGGAAAACUACAAUCCGCAUUUCUCGCUGCUGCACCGACCGACGUUUUUCGUGCAGGAUGCGCCACCUCUACUCCUCGUUGCACUCUUGACUCUGGGUGCGACCCUCUCGCCCGACAGAAACCAUUAUCAGAUUGCCGAGAAGAUCCAUGAGAGCCUACGGUGGCUGAUCUUUACUUCACCAGAUUUCCAAGCGCCGGCCCCUCUGUGGGUGGUGCAGGCGUUGUUGGUCGUCCAGUCCUACGAGAAGAUGUUCUCGACUCGCAAACUGCACGAGAUCUCGCACAUUUUCCAUUACUCAGUCAUUACACUCAUGAGACGCGGAAGCAGUUACUCGCCACACGCAGACCACUCUGACGACAGCGAUACACCCUCCAUCUCAAAAGGCUGGCACCGCUGGGUCGAGCGCGAGCUCUCACACCGGGCCGCAUACUUUGCCUUUGUCAUGGACGCUCAGCACUCGUCCAUCUUCGGCCACUCGGCCGCCCUGUCUCUCACCGACAUCCACCUCCCGCUGCCCUGCGCCGAUGCCCUCUGGGAGGCACCCACGGCAAGCAUCUGGAAUCGAGAACGAGCAAGAAUAGCGCCUGGCCCAACUCCGUCUUUCCUCCCGGCCCUCCGUGCGCUCCUUUCAAGACAACCGGUGCCGCACACCUAUAGCCCCUUUGCGCGUUUCGUGCUGCUGCAUGGGCUGCUGUGCUUGACGCGCCAUAUGAUUACGCGGGACCAGACGGCGUCGUAUCUCUCUGACCAUCAGACGACAUCAGAGACUGAGGCGGGGGGGUCGGGGUCAGUCACACCAGAGCAAGACAGCUGGAAAGACCGCCUCGACCGCGCAAUCGACACCUGGUCCUUUAGCCUCCUCUCCCGAGCACCAUCGCUCUGUCUCGAGGCCGCCCGCCCGCUCCAGCGGAUCGCACAUGUCAGCAUCCACGUCUCGCUAGUUGACUUUCACACACUAGCCGGGGCGCCGCACCUCGCAACGUCUUCAGGCCCCUGCGCAGCCCGGGGAAGAGACAGCGCACAGUUUGCGCGCGCGUACAAGCGCAUCAGUGCGUGGGCGCACCACCGCAAUGCAAAGAGGGCAUUAAGUCACUGCUUACUUCUCAUCCAGGAAACCAUGUUCACGCGCACGAGGUAUGCGGCAGCCGAGGAUAGUAUCAUCCUCAGGCCAUGGGUGCUGUACAACACGACGCUGGUUCUGUGGGCCUAUGGGGCUAUCCGGGAGGGGGCGGACGGCAUUAGAUAUCCUAGUGAGAAUAGGAAUGGAAAUGAGAGGCCUGUACUUGCUGGAGACCAGGAACAAAGACAGGGCCAGUGGACGGCUGAGGAGUAUCUGGCGCAAAUGUUGAAUGGCCUUAUGGGAGACGGUUCCAGUGGUGAUCUUGACCAGCUCAAAGGUGCCAAUAAGACGACGGGGUUGGUUGCUGCUGUGAGAGAUGCGCUGGAGGGGUGCAGAUGGGCGUUGCUGGAGGAGGCUAAAGAGACGCUGGGUCGCUUGUCAGAGCAGACAAGCAUCCUCUUGUCGAUGGGAUCGAGGCCGACUACCGAGGAUGGGGGAUGA